Molecule: messenger RNA, 9208 nt
Organism: Oenanthe melanoleuca
Lineage: Eukaryota; Metazoa; Chordata; Aves; Passeriformes; Muscicapidae
Gene: CLMN
Product: calmin
Exons: 13
Coding region: 129-2858 (909 amino acids)
Biological process (GO): nuclear migration
Cellular component (GO): cytoplasm; nuclear outer membrane; meiotic nuclear membrane microtubule tethering complex
Molecular function (GO): actin filament binding
Source: RefSeq, a predicted model, not a curated record
GCGCAGCCGGCGCGGAGAGGGGCCGCCCCCCGCCCGCUCCGCUCCGCGCCCGCCGUCGGUGCCGGUGAAGGCGGCGGUGGCGGUGCCGCCGGCUCCCGCCGCCCCCCUGGCCCCGGCCCCGCGUCCCUAUGGCCGGGCAGGAGUGGGACUGGUUCCAGCGCGAGGAGCUCAUCGGGCACAUCAGCGACAUCCGAGUGCAGAACCUCCAAGUCGAACGCGAAAAUGUACAGAAGAGGACCUUUACCAGAUGGAUAAACCUGCACUUGGGAAAGUGCAAGCCUCCUUUGAAAGUGAAAGACCUGUUUAUUGAUAUACAAGAUGGCAAAAUCUUGAUGGCGCUCCUGGAAGUCCUAUCAGGACAAAAGCUGAUGCACGAAUACAAAUCCUCAACCCAUCGCAUUUUUCGUUUGAACAACAUAGCCAAAGCACUUAAGUUUCUGGAGGACAGUAACGUAAAGCUUGUUAGCAUUGAUGCAGCAGAAAUAGCAGAUGGAAAUUCCUCUCUGGUACUUGGACUAAUAUGGAAUAUUAUCUUGUUUUUUCAGAUUAAGGAACUUACAGGCAACCUCAACAGGAACUCCUCCUCCUCCAGCCUGUCCUCUGGGCCCAGUGGUCCAGAAUCAGACACAUCCCCCAGCACUCCCAGCGUGGAGAGAAACAUGUCCAUUACAGUGAAGGAUCAGCGGAAAGCCAUCAGGGCCCUUCUAAUCUGGGUUCAGAGGAAAACCAGAAAGUAUGGCGUUGCAGUCCAGGACUUUACAAGUAGUUGGAGGAGUGGCCUUGCUUUCUUAGCCGUCAUAAAAGCCAUAGAUUGUACUUUGGUAGACAUGAAGCAUGCACUGGAGAAAUCAGCACGAGAAAACCUGGAGGAUGCUUUCAGCAUAGCGCAGAAUAAACUGGGUGUCCCUCGGCUCCUCGAACCAGAAGAUAUCAUGGUGGAGUCACCUGAUGAACAGUCAAUCGUGACAUAUGUGGCACAAUUUCUGGAGCACUUCCCAGAGCUGGAAGGGGAAGACUUUACAGAUCCUGACAAGGAGCUUCCAAUUGAGUCCACUUACGUCCACAUCAAAGACACACCGUCAGAAAAGGAAGGCAAAAUCUUGAUUUUAAGUGAAAGUGAAGAAAGCACGUAUACUGUUAAUCAUGAGAGGAGCCAUCCAGCUCCUCCAAAGGUCCAUAUUCAUGACAUCCCUGAGAGAAUCCCAUCAGAAACUUCUGAAAAUUGUAAUGGGAAACUGAGUCAAGUGUUAGAUGAUUUACAGGGAAUGUCUGAAGAGGAGCCUCAAAGGCCUACCUCACUGAAAAUUACGGGACCUGUCAGUUUUGAAUCCAAUUCCUCUUGGGAGGUUCUAAAUGAUAAAUUCAUGCCAGGUGAAGGCAGCAUCUCUGAUGAUCCACUGAAACAGAAUGAUGACCUUUCUCCAGCUGUUCUGACAGAUCAGAAAAAUUCUGUUGACUCUUUUGAAGAAUACUCUGAAGAAUUAACUAAGGAAACACCUACUGAAUAUGACAAUGAAACCAAGAGCCUUUCAGCCAAUACUUCUUCUUUGAGUCCAUUAUCCUGGACUUCAGGUAUACUUACAGAUGAUUCUAUCAAUAAAGUCGAAGAAAGCAAACCUCAGUCUUCAAUUCUUUUACCAGAAGAUACAUCAAAACAAGAAGAUACACAGAAGUACAUUCUCCACCUUCUAAAUGAGGAAGUACAGACACUUCCACAAGAUGAACAUACAAAGGAAUCACCUGUCCUGGAGACAAUAGAAACGAACCCUUGUUCACCCAGCGGUUCUAAUCUCGAAAGCCAAGAACUAUCUACACAGCAUGAAACAUCUGAUGACUCUCUCUCAGAUGUUCCUAAAACUCCAGAGGACCUGGACAGCUGUGAUGAAAUUGAGUCUGCAGCUGAAGUGAUACCCAGUUCUUCGAAAGUAUCUGUGAUACCCCAUGAUCUCUUUUAUUAUCCACAUUAUAAUGUUCCCAUAUCAGCAGUUCUGAAUGCUUAUCUCGAGCCUUGUAUUGAAGCUUAUGAUACAGGAAAUGAAAAAGCUUCUUCUGAAACAGUAACAGAUGUUUUACAUGACCAGAACUUACCAGAACAGGACCACAAGGAAGAUGCUCCAGAGCCAGACUUGGAGAAUAAGCUAGGUACCUCUCCAUCAGAAACAGACACUGAGAACAGCGAGGAGGAAACUACAAAAACAAGCAGUCAUGUGAAUUCUUCUGAUGAAAAGGAAGUGCCAUUAAUAGUAGAAGAGUUAGAAAUAGAAGAAGAUGGCAAUAAGGCCACCAACCAUGAAGAUUCUGCUAUUCCACAACAUCCUGAGGCCAUACUAGAACAUCCAGAGGAUUUACCAACAGCCAUAAAGACACCAGAAGAAAAUAGUAAUGGGGAGGAGGAAGAGAAAAAUAUGAUUGGAGAAAAUAGUAAUGGGGAGGAGGAAGAGAAAAAUAUGAUUGAAAAAAAUAGUAAUGGGGAGGAGGAAGAAAAAAAUAUGAUUGAAGAAAAUUUGCAGAUCUCAGAAGUUGCUACUACUACUCUAUCACAAGAUGACCUGGAAGAAAAUGCUGAAUUCCAGGAAUUUACCAGAAGCAGUGACAGUGACAUUCAUCUCCGAAAAAGGUUUUCUCGUAAUGCUUCCGAGGAGGAAACCUAUGGUGUAAAUGAGCAGAAGAUGACAGAUAUGGGUGAAAAUCCUUUAAUCAUCGGGAAGAAAAAGGACUUGGAAUCAAGAGAGACUCCAGCACCAACUCAUGAGAUAACGAUUUUUGAGCAGCCAGAGCUAUUCUACUUUGUCAUUUUCUUCUGGGUGCUGGUCUACUGCCUUUUACUCCUUCCACAGCUUCUUAGCAACAAAGUUUGAUCUGUGUGAGGUGUGGAAAAUAAAGGGAUAGUGGCUGGAUUGCUUUGUGUAUCUGCAAACGAGUAUGUUCCUUCAGGUGAAGCACAAACAGAAAUCCAGGACCUGGUAUUUGUGUUUAUUAUCAGGUUGGCCUCAAUUCCGCUACUGUUGUGCUAUGACAGUGUCAAAGCACGUUUUAUAUUAUGGUAAUUGUGUAAAUAUAUAUAAAAAUUACCUGAUUUAGUAGAUGCGAUUUUGUACAUUUGUGCCUUGCUUUAUAAGAUGCUAAAUAAAACAAGAUAAUUAUCAGUAGAGGUAUGAACAAUUCAGAGCUCUAGUCUUCAAAAAUUAUUCUUCUGGCUUCAUUUUCUUAUGUAGGGCCUGAUAGCUGUGGAAGAGGGAUGGUGUUGACUUACCUCUGGAUCUGACCACUUGCAAGGGCAAGGCUAGAAAUGCUUCUUCCCAUUUUCCAUUUGAAAGAGUUGGAAGCAGAGCAGAGCUACAGGUAGUGAAACUCACACCAGGAAUUUUUUACAGUUCCAACAGCAAAUCCAGUGAAGCAACAAAAUGAGAUUGAGGGUAUAUUGGAGUAGGGAAGUUUGCUUUUUUUUUUUUUUUUUUUUUAGGAUUUAAAGUAAUUUUUAUCCUGCACCUUUUGUAUUCUUAAUUUGCAGGAAUAAACUGGGUAUGGUGAAGAACAUACAUGCUACUGCUUCUUAGGAGAAUUUACAUGGGAAAUCUCAGGCCAGAAACUAAAGUUUUUUUAAAAGUACCUCAGUGCUUCUGAGUCUGCUUCUGCUUCAAUUUCUUUGCUGCUUUUACUUACAGAUUGCAUAAAGAUUUCUGUCUUUUGCAGAUACAAAAAAUAAUAGGUAACCAGCUUUGCUGAGGCUACUGUUAAGGCACUAAGGCAUGGUAAAAGAAUUAGAAAUAUCUUUUAAGUGUCCAAUUUAAUUGAGAAAGAAAUGACAGAUGUAAAACUAAGUACAGAGAAAUGCUGACAAUUAGCACAACUGAAGAGAUUCCUGUGGCUUAUCCAUGGGCACAGUUGAGUUACUUCUGCCUCUUGUAAUAUUUAUCCACAUCAAUGAUUACUUUAGGAUAUUUGAUAUAGGAUUUUUGCCAGAGAACGUGUAAUCCAUGUAUUGUAGGACAAAAGAGAAGUCUUCAAUUUCAUAGCAGUAACUUUUCUCAUGUGAUUUUUAGUGAAGUCACUACUUCUCAUUGGCAAAUUUUUAGUUUCUCCAUAUGCUUUAUGAGACUGCAUCACAUUGCUGCUUUCACCUGAAAAUUCAGAAGCUUGACUGCAGUGUGCUUCCUGAAAUGAAUUUUACUCUGAGUAAUUUUACUCUGAGUGAAAAUUAAAUAACAUGGCUAUAACUUUUACAUAUUCUGUUGUAGCAUAAGGUGUAUCCCUACCCUGGCUAAGUUUUCAGCUGAACUAAUAGCACCUGGGAUAAAGAUACAUCAAAAUACAUAGCAACAGAGCUGCAGUUAGAAUUCAAGAGAAGUAAGGAAUGACAGAUCUUAAACAUUGGAGAUAAAAUUCUGAACACCUUUUAACAAAGCUGAAAUCUUUCCUAUUCUGUUCUGACACUUGACUAGAGCUGGACUCACCCCAUGAACCUAGAAAUAAGAUCCAUUUUUCUUUUUGAGGAAGAGAUCCAAAUGUCUCAAUUCAAUUUGGUUUAAAUCAGCUUAAGUAAAAAAGAAAAAUAAAAAUUUUUUUCAUCUUGUUCACAAAAACUGUCAAGAUUUUGAGUCAACUGAUUUUGUGAUCCAUGAACCUGUUUGUGCUUGUUGUGGAUGAGUGAUAUUUUCUUCCAAAAGAAAACCUACAUAUGAAUUUUUGCAGGUGCUUUCUGGAAGUAGGCUAAAAUAGAAAGUUGAAGGGUUAGUGCUUUUCCUCUGAAAGAAUAAAAGAUAAGAAACCUUUUACUCUUAUCCUGAAAACCAGAGAAUACCAGGCUAGGGUAUGGCAUCUAUUUAAUAGCAGCAAGUUUGGAGCAAAACUGUUGACAGCUUUUCAAUAUGUUCCACUUUUCAUAGGCUUCUUUGGUUUAUGAUAACUUUUUCUGACCCUUUGUAUCUUUACUCUGAUUCUUCCAUGUUUAUUAAUCUUCAGCAGAGGCUAAUUGGAGUUGGAUUAUAGUCUCUUUAGAGGGCUUUGCAGCUCUUAAAGUUCAAUCAAGUAUGCUCCCUUCUUCUUUUCUUCCUGAUAAGAAAGUUAAUCAGGAUAGGGAGCUCUUUGGAUGUCUUAGCUAAACAACUGACAUCCAUGAAGAAUGGAAAGGUGAACGGGAAUGUGCUGAUGCCAGAAAUGUCAUUACACAGUAUUUUUGCCACUGAUGAGCAGUGACUGAUACAUUGAAAUGAGCAGUUUAAAUGUCAAACAGCAUCCUGCAAUUGGUCAUCUCAGCCAAUGUUUCAAUUGAUGUAUGCUUUCCCAGCCUAUCCCAUUGAGAGAGAUUGCUUCUUCCAUCCAAAAUAGAUGAAAAAAAAUACUAAGCCAUUCCAUGAUACUUGGUAUUACAUUGCUUUUAAUUUUUGGGUUUUUGUUGGGUGUGCUGUAACAGAAGCAGUGUACCUUACCCAGACAUUCCAUGGGUGAAAAGAUCCAGGGUGAAGCACUAAGAAUGAUUAUACUGGUGUUGUCAAUUGUGCUUAAAAAAAAGACUGAACUCUUCAAGAGUUAUGCCUUUACCUGGAACUGUAAAGACUGACAUCUGCACAAGCAGCAGCUUCCCCCAGUUAAACUGACUUGUGAGCCUGCAUCUCUUCUUCCACAGUACAAGAUCCAAUUCCUUAAUGCAAGUGCCCUGUUCUGAAAACACUGCUAGGUUUUGGGCUUUGUGGCUUAUUCUGAGCUGCUGCCUGAAAGCCUGAUUGUGAAAUAUUUAUUAUGGCAAAGCCUAUUUUAACUUGCUGCCCAGAGGACUGGCUGGCAAUAGUGGAGGGUUUAAACCCUGGUGGGCAAUCCAUUGUCUACCCAUUAUCCAGCAGAUAUAUGCACUGUCUCAAUACAGAAGUUUUUGCUGAGCUUUUGCUUGGGUUGAAAAUGCUAAGCUUGAACUGCCCACAUUUGGUAUAUUGAUUUAGCAGCUGAAUUCAGAUACACCGGGGUACUGAUCUGUUAAGACUCUUUCUAAAACCUCCUGGUUUUGAGCAAAUGUGGGUAGCAGAGCAUUGUGAAGUGUGUCAGGAAGUGCCUUGAGGAUCACUGGAUAAAGGAUGUUUGGUGUUCACAGAAGCAGCAUUAAAGACUGAGUGGCAACUGUAAUAGGAUGGUUCAAUGUCAUUGUAGUCAUGUAACUUAACUGCAAAGUGUUUAAUUGUGAUUUUAUAGAAAGUGCAAGGAAUGAUACACUAUUAAAGACAGAAUCCCACUAAACAUUUAUGGGGCAGAUGACUUAGAGAUGAGGAACCGAGUUAAACUGUCACAUAACCUACAAACUGACCAGAAUACAGCUUUUGCCAAAUUGUAGGAAAUUAUCAGGCAAAGGCAGGGCAAGCACAGACUACAGUAAAAAACGACAAUCAAUUUUCAGUGCCAUGAAUAUUUUUGAGAGAUUGAGCUCUAAAAUGUAUUUUUAUUGAGUUUCUAGAUUGUAAUGAAUGUGUCUACAGAAUUUUAUGCAAAGCUUGAGAGUUCAGCUGUUUUAAAAUGAUUUUUUAUAUAGCAGUGAUUAUUUUAUCUCUAUAUUUAAUAGAACUGUAAAACCAUUUUAAGAGUACUUGUAAAAUUCUAUGUAUGUGAUACGAUUAUUUAUUAAUUAUGAUUAAUGAGAAUGAACAUUAAGCUAUGCGUUGGUUGUGUCAUCCAUUUGAAAACUGGAAACUGCAAAGAGCUUUUAAUGAGCAGCAGAUCUGAAAAUCAGAGGAAAUGAUUGAAUACAUUUGUGUGAUUCUUAAAGCUGCAUAGCAAUAUGUCAUUUUGUGAUGUUAAACUUUCAGCUAAAGUGGCAAAAUAUACUGAGUGAUCGAGCUACUUUCUUCCAUUAAAACUUCCUAAGGCUGAAAUUUCUACAUGUUGAUAUUUGGUGUCUAAACCCACUUAAAUCCCGUAUAUUUUCUGGACCCUCUCAGUUUACUCCUGUUCAGUAUGACUGUAACUUCUUUAUUCAAGUAGUGCUCCGCUGAGUUUACAAGGGUACAUGCCAUAUCCACUGGGGGUUUUUAGGGUUCUCUGCACUAAUCCUCAAAGAAUCCAAGCUUUAGGAGAUUAAUCACAUUCAGCCAUCUAACAUACAAAUAAGUAUAAUAGUGCAUUAUCACUUAUACUAGCUUUAAAUACUUGGGAGUCCCUUCUUGCCAAACACAAACAUGAAUGCAUCCAGUGAUGUGUUCAGUUCCUCUACUUCUGUGGAAGUCAGUGCAACACAUCUGUGUGCUAAGCACACACUACAAGAUCUGGCCCUGAGGGCACUUCAAUCAACACCAACCGCAUAGGCCAGGAAGUUGCUGAAGCCUAUGCAAUGCCCAUGCAAAUCCAAUUACACCAACCAUACACCACUCACUUCAGUUACCUACAUUUUAUACACAGCAUUUGUGUGCCUAAAUCCUGCAGAAUCAACCCUCCAAAGAGAGGAAGUUAACAUCUACUUCUAUCUUCAAUUAAGAGAACAGCAGCAGGGAACAAAUAACUGGAAAACAGUGAGGUUUCAGGGUGGGCUAUGGCCAUGGAAGUUCCCAAACUGCUACAGUUGCAAGCUCAGACUCUGACAAUAGGCUGCCUGCUGUUUCCAUUGAGCUUAUAGGUAACAGAUCUGAAUGGAGGUAAAAACCACUAAAUCCUUUGUAUUUCUGCAUUGUGCAGGUUUUUGUCAGGCAAACAACUUCUCCUGGCACACCACUGGUAACACCAAUUUACAGCUGCCCAACUUACCAUUGUUCAUGUUCCAGGUUUGUAUAUAAACAGGACACACAGUAUGGCUUGUCCUCACCCAUACCAGCCCAUGAAGCCACUCAUGCAGGAGAAUGGGAUACAUGCAUAUUAAAUGAUAUGGAAAAGUCAUGUUCCCUGUGGAGUAGCUCACUUUCUCUGUCCAUUGCUUCAUACAACUCCAGAGCUCACAAAGGGGGAAAAAUUAAUCUUUAUUUUUUCAAGUGCCAUAAUCAUUUCAGGGUUAUCUUAACUGAAAUUGUGGAACAUCGAAGUAUUUAUUUUCUCCACUAAAUGUAAGACAUGGAAAACCUCCUUCCACCUCAGUGGCACCUUUGACAAUUUCUUUCCAAGCAGCUGCUACUGCUGCUACUGGAAAAUGAGACCCAUGUUAUUUUCUCCCCAUAGUGGGAGAAAUGUCUAAGUUUAUGUCUCUGGAACAUAAAAUUGGCCCCUGAGUGAUUAAUACAUUUUUUUCUUCAUGAAAAGGUUAGAAGGACCAAUUAAAAAUUAUUUUACCUUAGUAAGAAAUAACUAAAAAAAUAACUAAAUAACUAAAAUAACUAAAAGAAACAACUAAAACUAACCAUUCCAAGAAAGUCUAGUUCUGGUCAUUGCUGCUAUGUUAAGGCCAUGUAAUAUCUUAUUCCCCUAAUAGUUUCAUUAUUUUCACUGGGCCUUUCUGGAAUCUCUUUGAUUCACAGAACAGAUUUUCUGUGUCCAAGGACCAGUUUGUACAGGGGGGUGGGUCCCUGGUCAAUGGCCAUUAUUAAGACUGUAACAGAAAAUCACUCUUAUUUCAAAAUGACUGGUCUGAUGUGAAUCAAGUAACUUUCAAUGUAUAUGCUACUGAGUUCUUAAGAGAAACAAUGCAGUCACAUUUUAAUGCCAAAUAAGUUACACAACUCAUAGAAGUAUUUUUACUGUAAUAAAAAAUUUAACUAGUACUUUUGUCUUGAACAAAACAUUUUAGUAGGCAUACCAGCUUGUGCUAUUGUAUACUGCUGUGUAAAAAGCUGAAUAAACUUGUUUACCUUUCUUGCUAAAGUUCUCUAGUUUAAAAUGUAAAGUGCUAGAUGGUUAAACAGGUAAUGAGGGACUUCAUCCUAAAUAAAUAAUUUCUUAGUAAGGAAUGUAAUAUUUAAAAUACAUGCUUCUCUUUGGCAAGUGGUGAGGAAUAAUGAUUUUUUAAAAUGAGAACAAAUGCUGGGAAGAUUUGAGUGGUAUCCAGAUAUACUGAAGGAAAUGCAUUUUCAUUUACUUUCAAAUACGUUUCUUCUGAACACUCAGUCAGGGGCUUGUAUUGGAUGUUUGCACUAGUUGAUCAAAGCUAAUUUUUGUGAGAAAGAACUCAAUUCUUCUGUACAGCUGGUAAACAAAAUGUUUUUAGAAACUGUUAUGCUGUAAUAAAAACAGUAUUUACUAGUGAAUAGCUCCAAUUUAUUUUACAGAAUCUCCAAUUUUGAAAUAAAUGGACAGGCUUCCUGUA